AGAUACCGUAGCUCUUAACUAGUUUUUUACCUGCCAUGAUCAAGUGUUUAUCAGAGGAAGUACAAGUGAAACUCCGUUCUGGUGUGGCUGUCAGCUCUAUUAGCCAAUGUGUUGAAGAACUUGCCCUCAAUAGCAUUGACGCUGAAGCAAAAUGUGUGGCUGUGAGAGUAAACAUGGAAACUUUCAAAGUUCAGGUUAUAGACAAUGGAUCUGGGAUGGAAAGGGAUGAUGUAGAGAGGGUGGGAAAACAGUAUUUCACCAGCAAGUGCAAAUCUGUACAAGACCUAGAGAACCCAAAGUUUUAUGGUUUCAGAGGGGAAGCAGUAUCAAGUAUAGUAAAUAUGGCCAGUGCUGUAGAAAUUGCAUCCAAAACAAAUAGGACAGUGGAAACUUUUGUGAAACUGUUUCAGAAUGGGAAAGCCCUGGAAGCCUGUGAAGCUGAGUUGACCAGGCCAAGUUCAGGGACAACAGUCACUGUUUUUAACCUAUUUUACCAGUUACCAGUGAGGAGGAAAUGCAUGGAUCCAAGACUGGAGUUUGAAAAGGUUAGACAAAGGAUUGAAGCACUCUCACUCAUGCACCCAUCCAUAUCCUUCUCCUUGAGAAAUGAUAUUUCUGGUUCUAUGGUUCUUCAGCUUCCCAAAACCAAAGAUACAUGCUCUCGAUUUUGUCAGAUUCAUGGCUUGAGUAAGUCGCAAAAGUUAAGAGAAAUCAAUUUUAAACAUAAAGAAUUUGAACUAAAUGGGUAUAUCAGUUGUGAAGCACAUUAUAAUAAAAAUUUGCAGUUUUUGUUUGUGAACAAAAGACUGGUUUUAAGGACAAGAUUGCAUAAACUCAUUGACUUUUUAUUAAGGAAAGAAAGUAUUAUUUGUAGACCAAGGGGUGGCCCUGCAAGUAAGCAAAUAACUUCAAGCCCUCCUCGGCAUCGGUCAAACCCAGAACUUCAUGGCAUCUAUGUAAUCAAUGUCAAAUGCCAAUUUUGUGAAUACGAUGUAUGCCUAGAUCCAGCAAAAACUCUAAUUGAAUUUAGGAACUGGGAUACUGUCUUGGUUUGUAUUCAGGAAGGGAUAAAAUCUUUUUUAAAACAAGAACAAUUAUUUAUAGAAUUGUCAGGUGAUGACAUUAAAGAAUUUAAUGAAGACAGUGACUUGACCUUAUUCAGUGCUAUUCUUCAGCCUGCAAUCUCUGAUGAAAAAUGUGUCCAAAACAAUUUUCAAGAGGCAUAUGAAAAUAUGGAUUCAUAUGAAAUAUUUAAUACAAAAUCUAAAACUGUGAAAAGAAAAGCUGUUGUGGAAGAUAUUUCUUUGAAGACUUUUAGGACUGAAGAAGACAUCAAACACAUAAAAGACUGCCACGUGGUGACCAAUAGUGACCCAAAUGAAAUGUGCAUUAAUGAUAUGAUAGAGUUAUCUGUACCUUGUCAAGAUAGCGCCUACUCAAAACCAAAUGUCUUAAUACAACAGGAAGCCAAAAUCACAGAUUCUGAAAAAAAUAAUACUAAAAAUAUUUGUUUAGAACCUGAAUGUUCAGCAAAUCACCAUGGAGCCAGUUCAGAAGUGUUAAAGAGUUCUUUUCAUAUUCCACAUCACCUUGAGGCCAAUGGAGAAAAUCCAUGUCUACAAAAGGAAAAAACCAAUGAUAAUGGAAUAGUUGUCGACAGUGUUUGUGAGGGACAACAGAGACUUAAAGAUAUCCCUGAAAUGGCGUGCGAACAUCCACCUUUUGGGGGAAUACUAUUGGAGACAUGUGAUACACUUAAAGAAGAUGAAGGAACAAAGAGAGAAUCUGAUUAUAAUAGAGGAAAAACAGUUUUCAGUUAUGGAAAAGUUCAGUUAUGCUCCACUGGCUUUAUAACUCAUGUGAUGCAAACUCAACAAUCAAAAACAUCUGAAAUGGACUUUACCUUAAAAAAUAAUUUUCAACCUGGGCCUAUUAGUGCCAGGGAAAUAUUUGGAAACAAAACCCAAAGUUCAGUUGAGACCCCAAACAUAGACUUAAAUACUAAUUUAGGUGAAGAAUCUGCUAAAUCAGUAAAACAGAAUUUUUGCUUAACAAAUAUAAAAGCUGGGCCAAAAAGCAAAACCAUAGGAAUCUGUAAAAAUGAGGCAUUUUUUCUUAAGAAAAGCAGUAAGCAAUCACAUACAAGUAACUUGUUGUCUAAUGCUUCCUUAACUUUUCCUUGGAAUGCACACACUUCAAAUAUUAGGAAGAAUACAGAAAAGCUGACUGGUUCUAAACCCUUUCCUCAUAAGAAACUAAACUUGUUUUCACAACCAGUGUCUUUAGAAAAGUUUAAGAGACAAUAUAAGAAGGUUGAGAGUCCUAUGCCCACAAGAAUUCAUAAUAUUAGUAAUGAUUUUGAACUAAUUACCAGUAAUGGUUCCCAAGUUGAACCUGAUAUUUCUCAGAAAGGAAAUAGCCACUUAGACCAUUUCAAUAUUUGUGAAAUUCCACCCAUAAAUAAUAAUGAAUCCAAUGUAAAUAAUCAACCAGAUAAUCACAUCCCUUCAGAACAAUUUCAAAUUUCUAAGAAAAAAGAGAUAUUGGAGCAACAGAAUGUCAGUUUGACAGAAAAUCCUAUGACACUUACUGACUAUUCUCAGUUUAACAGAAAACCUUUAAAUGUUAAUAAACCAUUAGGAUCAUUAGCAUCUAAACUAUCCAGAAUGAAAGGUCACAACAAAGAAACUGUAAUUAUUGAAAGUAUAGAACAUUCUAAUGACCCUGGCCCAUUCAGCCCCAGUAUGAAAGACAAUAGUUUGUGUAGUGUGUUAGCCCAGGAUUCUCAUGAGUUAUCUCAUAACAUACAUAAAAUAACAGAAGAUAUCCUCUUUCCAGAUUCAGACACUGCUGUGCAAGAUAAUACCUGUAACAAAAAUACAAAUUCAGCUUUUACAAAUCAAUCAUUACUAAUUAGUACAACAGAGGAUUAUCCAAUGAGAUAUAAUGUUCCUUUGAUGUUAUCCAGAAACACAUCUUUUGAAGUCUGUGAAGUCCCAAAUAACCCCCUUUUAUCUUCAGAACAGCAGUUGGAAACAGCCAACCCUUCCAGCACAGCUUUAAUAAGUCAUGUAGACAUUUCAACAAAUGAUCAUUUUCAGAAAGAGAAUACUGCAACAAGAAUUUCUAAGGAUGAAGAGUCUAUGGCACGGUCCUUUGAUUGGCAAGCACAUUUUGAUGUGUCUUUGGGUAGAAUGGUCUAUGUCAACAAAAUUACUGGACUAAGCACAUUCAGUGCUCCCCAGGAGGAAAAUAUGGCCAGUUGUACAAAAGACCUGACAACCAUGGCUGUCAAUGUUAGCUUCAGAGAUGGAUUUCAGUACAGGUGCUAUCCAUUUAGAAGUAAGCUUGUCCUGCCCUUCUUUCGUAGAACUAGAGAAGAAAGGACCAUGAUAAGACAGGAAUACAGAGAUACUAUGGAUGAAGCUAUUGGUACUGAUUGUCUCCAAACUUUGUUUUCAGAGUGGGAAAAUCCAGUGUUUGCUCGAUAUCCAGAGGUUGCUCUUGAUGUGAGUAAUGAACAAGCUGAGAGUCUGACAGUAAAAAUCCACAACAUCUUGUAUCCCUAUCGUUUUACCAAAGAGAUGGUUCAUUCAAUGCAGGUUCUCCAGCAAGUGGAUAAUAAGUUUAUUGCGUGUUUAAUGAGUACAAAGCAGGAGGAGAAUGGCAAGGCAGGUGGAAACCUGCUUGUGUUGGUAGAUCAGCAUGCUGCCCAUGAGCGGAUCCGCUUAGAGCAACUUAUUUGUGAUUCCUAUGAGAAGGAGCGGCCAAAAAGCUUUCACCGCAAGAAAUUGCUGUCUUCUACCAUCUACCCACCCAUGGAAGUUACGGUGACAGAGGAACAAAGGAGGCUUUUACAGUGUUACCACAAGGCUCUGGAAGAUUUGGGCCUGAAAUUAAUAUUUCCAGAUCCUCCCAGUUCCCAUAUUCUUGUGGGAGAGGUACCACUCUGCUUUGUAGAAAGAGAAGCCAAUGAAGUCCGGAGGGGAAGACCUACUGUGACAAAAAGUAUUCUGGAGGAAUUUAUUCGAGAACAAGUAGAGCUGCUUCAGACCACAGGAGGAGCUCAAGGGACUUUGCCACUUACCAUCCAGAAAUUGUUAGCAUCCCAGGCUUGUCAUGGAGCUAUUAAGUUUAAUGACAGCCUGACCCUAGAAGAGAGUUGUAGACUUAUAGAGGCUCUGUCUUGGUGCCAGCUGCCUUUCCAGUGUGCUCAUGGGAGACCUUCAAUGCUGCCAUUAGCAGACAUAAACCAUUUGGAACAGGAGAAACAGAGUUCUAAACCCAACCUUGCUAAACUUAGCAAAAUGGCCCGGGCCUGGCAUUUGUUCAACAAAGCAGAGGCUCAUGAUGAAAAGCAAAACAAAGGUUGAACCAUCUUGUGUACUUCCAGAAAGACAGGACUCUCCAGAAAAACUCCACAUCUGUGAGAAGAUGAAGGGAUAUUUGCUGAAUAGAGAUGCAUGCAGGAUGAAUCAUUGUGGUUUGUGAUGCUUUCUUUAAUAUGUCUAAUGCAUAGAAUUGGCUUCAAAAGCAUAGCAUCCUUUCUUGAGCACCUUCAUAGGAAACUGCCACAUAAUAAUUUAAAUCUGAAAACCGUAUAAGGAAAAUGCAUAAUGUAUGCAUUUAUAUGACUCAAGAGGUCAAAAAUACUUUUACAUAUCUAUUUAUAAUUCAUUUUGGAGUAAAAAUUUGAUAAUUGAUUUUUAAAAAUCAGCUGUUUAGUUUUCAUUUAACAUUCAUUUGUAUAAUUUAUAUGGUGUCAACUGUUCAAGAAUUGGUAAUGUCUUCCCAUCUACAUUCAAUGCUAGUCCCUUAUUCAUCUCCCUGUCCUGCGGUUUUCCUGAGUCUGCAUUUCAAAGCUCAAAUGUAAAGGGUAUUAUUCCAUCCAGUCUUGAUUUCACAAUAACUGAAUUAUCUAAAUGACAAGGCCAAAACCAAGAAUCUCCUCUAUGAACCACCCCAACAAGUGUUUUUUUGUUUUUUAUUUUCCUAUCUAGUUGAAGCCAGGGUCCUUACUCUUCCAUCAUUUUCAACUAGAUGAUUUUAGGGAACUGGUCAACAGAAGUCAUGUUUUUCAAGAAAAAGAAAGAACUUGAGAACUGGAUGAAGAAAAUUCCCAAGUUUCCAUUUUUCUGCUGUCUUUAAAACUUUUAUUUAGUUAAUGAUAUUAUUUGCAUCUACAACCACAGAAACAUUGAAAGUUUGUCUUUAAAGAUGUCUGGAGAUGGGAUUUUUUUAAUGGCAGAAAUUCAUAAUGGAUUUGUGACCUCCUGAUUUGAAAGUUCCUUCCAAAAGUACAGAUCAUGACCCAUCCAUACUUUCCCAUCCUGGGGAACUCAUCCAAAGUAUUGAAGGCUUCCUCAAUUUUUCUUCCCCUAAGUCCUCCUCCAAUAUCUGAUCCUGAUGUGGAGAUGGUUCUGGGUUCUCAAAGGUCAUGCUAGGGUGUAUAAGCUUUUGCGGGUUCUACCAUGAUAGAAGUGCUUCAGGUAUAGUCCUAGCCACAAACCAAGGGUGUGUUCUGAGGAAAAGCUCAUCACCUAGCUAGCCACUCAGCAAUAGAUUUUUUGGCCAUGGCAACCCAUUAAUUUUGGGGUAUGUUUGUUUUUUUAAAAACCUCUUCAUAUGUCAAUACAGUAUUUAUUCUUUAAGUAAGAUGCCUAACUUUACCUAAGCAUGUAUAUUCACUUGUGAUUUCCCUUGUAUUUUUUUCAAGGUGUAGGACUUCUUUUGGGUUCAACUUCUGUUUAGUCACUUUAGUGUCACAGUUAAUAGAGGCAAUGGGUCUUGAGUCAGAAAGACCUAAGUUCAAAUUCAGCCUCAGAAACUUACCAGCUAUGUGAUCCUGUGCCAUUCACUUAACUUUUGUUUGCCUUGAUUUCUUCAUCUGUAAAGCAGAGAUAAUAAUAGCAUCUACCUCCCAAAGAUGUUGUAAGGAUCAAAUGAGAUAAUAAUUAUAAGGUACUUGGCACAAUGCCUAGCAUAUAGUAAACGCUAUAUAAAUGUUAGUGUUGUUAUUAUCCAUGCUUAAUUACAGUCUAUAGUCUUAAUCAUGGCAUAAUUCGAUCUGAAUAUAGGAUUUUUUCCUUCUUGCAAAAUACUUCCAAGCAAUCUCCUUUAUAUAUUCCCCUUCCAUGACAGAUGAAUUGUUCAAAAAAGCAUUUUCUGGAUAUCUGCUUCAUAAUAUUGCUUAGUGGGUUCGACCUGUGGAAAAAGCAGUAAUAUUCACUGUGACCAAGUCAUAGAUAAGACUGGACAAUAGAAGUAAAAUGUUGCUAUGAGAAUAUUUACUUUAAAUUUGGAAAAGAAAGAUAACAUAGUAUCUCUUAUGAGGGCCAUCAAAUGAAAAUAUUUGAGAAGCCUUGUUCUUUUCAUAAACUCCCAGAAUUAGAAAUAACUUCAUUUGGUCAACCUCACUGGCCUGCUUCUUCUGUGGCAGAAGUUAACAAUAUUCUAUACCCUAUCCCAUUAUCUGUGCAGCAAGGACUACCCUGACAGCUGAGGAAUAAUCCCUUUACCGAUACAAGUCUAUGUUCCACCAACCCUGAAGAGAAACAGACUUUUCUAGAAUGUAAAGUGAGGACAGUUUUAUGAAAUGUGUAACUUGUUAGUUAUUAAGGAUAAUAAAAAGCACAUUUUUUAAA
This is a messenger RNA of Antechinus flavipes (yellow-footed antechinus), 6644 nucleotides long. It is a transcript of the gene MLH3, whose product is annotated as mutL homolog 3. The record is from RefSeq and is a predicted model, not a curated record. The coding region runs from base 36 to 4373 and encodes 1445 amino acids. Gene Ontology annotation, biological process: mismatch repair. Gene Ontology annotation, cellular component: mismatch repair complex. Gene Ontology annotation, molecular function: ATP-dependent DNA damage sensor activity; ATP binding; ATP hydrolysis activity. The transcript is spliced from 12 exons. Lineage: Eukaryota; Metazoa; Chordata; Mammalia; Dasyuromorphia; Dasyuridae.